UUUUUGGAAAGUCAGAAGGGACACCCAGAAGUUCACGAUGAACAAACUCUCCGAGUGUUAAGUGGAGACAGGAUCUUACCUCACUGCCCUCACCCUAACCCGGCCGGGUGGGGGUGCCCCGCCCCAGCCCCCCUGCCCUGGGGCGGCCCUCCCGGAAUCCCUGGGGAUUCUCGUUGCUUUCUGGCUCAGGCAGGGGGCAGCCCUGUGUCCAGCCUGUCUCUGGGGUUUCCUUGGUGUCCUGCACUGGCUCAGCCUGUCCCUGGGCACCCCAGGCCCUCAGAGGCUGUCCACAGGGGGCUGCCUCCCCAGGGCCUGUGUUUCCGUCUCCCUGUGGCCUGGAGGGCGGAGCUCCGCGGCGGCAGUGGGGGGGUCCCCAGCACUGGGGUUGAUGCGUGCAUGGGCAUCUCCUGUGUCGGUGCCUGGUUCUCUCUGUCUCUCUGUCCCUCCCCUCCUCGGCCUUUCUCUGUCUUUCUCUAUGUCAUCAUCCCCCUCCCCGGGGUUCCCCCUCCUCACUGCAGCCAGAAGGAAGGCUCUGCUGGGAAAGGCCAUGGGGUCACCACUUCUCCCUUUUGUGGCCUCCUCUCCCUGCCCUCUGUUGGGGCCUUCCAUCCCCGAGAGGUGUGGCCAAGGAGGGGACCAGGGGCUCCUCCUCCAUCCCUGCUUGACUCUCCACUGGCCCCAUGUACCGGGCAGUGAGUCAGAAAGGGAAGGGGAAGUGGGGGGCCUCAACCAGGGCCUGGGCUUCCCCCUGGGUGGGACCUAAGUCCUCUCUCUCCCUGAGGGUUCUCCCUGCCCCAACCCCUGGAAGCAGAGUUCGCCAGAGCCAUGGCCACGGGACUUGUUCUGGCCCUCGCCCUCUGGGUGGGCUGCUCACCCUGCCUCGGGAGAGAAGGAGCUCCCACCCAACCCAGGCUGCAGUGUCAGGCCUCUAGGUACCCAGUCGCCGUGGACUGCUUCUGGACCCUGCCGCCUGCUCCAGACUCCACCAGGACCACCUCCUUCAUCGCCACGUACAGGCUUGGAGUGGCGGCCCAGGGGCAGAGCCGGCCCUGCCUCCAGCCCAGGCCGGAGGCCACCAGCUGCACCAUUCCUGACGUCCAGAUGUUCUCCAUGGUGCCCUACGUGCUCAACGUCACAGCCGUCCACCGCCAGGGCGUCAGCAGCAGCUUCCUGCCCUUUGUCCCGGAGAACGUCAUCAAACCAGACCCUCCGGAAGGCGUACGCCUGAGCCCCCUCCCUGGGCAGCGACUGUGGGUACAGUGGGAACCCCCCCGGUCCUGGCCUUUCCCCGAGAUCUUCUCACUCAAAUACCGGCUUCGCUACAAGCGUCAUGGAGCUACCCGCUUCCGCCAGGUGGGGCCCAUUGAGGCCACGUCCUUCACCCUCAGGGCUGUGAGGCCCCAAGCCAGGUACUGCAUCCAGGUGGCUGCCCAGGACCUCACUGACUACGGGGAAUCGAGCGCUUGGAGUCUCCCUGCUGCUGCCUCUGUCACCCUGGGUCUCAAGUCAAAGGUCAAUUCCUCCAAGAAGCCUUCCCCGACCACCUCAUCUAUGGCAGGCAGAAUAAUGACUCCCUAAAGAUACCCAUGUCCUAAUCCCCAGAAGCUGUGACUAUGGUACCUUACAUGGCAAAAGGGACUUUGCGUAUGAAAUUAAAUUAAUGAUCUUGAGGAUUCUUAAUUUAAAGAUUAAGGAUCUUUCAUUAGCUUAAUGAAAAUGAAGUAAAGUUAUACUGCGUUAUUCAGGUGGCCCCAGGUAAUCACAAGUGUCCUUAUAAAAGGGAAGCAGGAGGGUCAGAGGGAGACAUAGGAGGUCAUGUGACAAUGGUAGCAGAGGUCAGAGUGAGACAGGGCCGUGAGCCAUGGAAUUCCGGCAGCGUCUAGGAGCUGGAAAAGUCAAGGAAACAGAUUCUCUCCUGGAGCCUCCAGAAGGAACCAGUCCUACCACCCAUUUUAGGCUUGUGAUCUCCAGAACUAUAAUAAAUGUGUUGUUUUGAAGUAU
Messenger RNA from Camelus dromedarius (Arabian camel), 2001 nucleotides. It is a transcript of the gene EBI3, whose product is annotated as Epstein-Barr virus induced 3. The transcript has 6 exons. The record is from RefSeq and is a predicted model, not a curated record. Bases 826 to 1578 code for a protein of 250 amino acids. Gene Ontology annotation, cellular component: membrane. Lineage: Eukaryota; Metazoa; Chordata; Mammalia; Artiodactyla; Camelidae. Gene Ontology annotation, molecular function: cytokine receptor activity; protein binding.